This is a messenger RNA of Alligator mississippiensis (American alligator), 2571 nucleotides long. RefSeq names its product cholecystokinin B receptor (gene CCKBR). Bases 959 to 2251 code for a protein of 430 amino acids. Gene Ontology annotation, molecular function: cholecystokinin receptor activity; gastrin receptor activity. The record is from RefSeq and is a predicted model, not a curated record. Gene Ontology annotation, cellular component: plasma membrane. The transcript is spliced from 5 exons. Gene Ontology annotation, biological process: phospholipase C-activating G protein-coupled receptor signaling pathway. NCBI's taxonomy places the organism in Eukaryota, Metazoa, Chordata, Crocodylia, Alligatoridae.
AGAAUAACCGGUCCAAACAGGCCAGCGAGGGUCUGAGGGGCCCCGGGACGGGCCCUUGGGGUGAGACGGGGUACGGGGGGCGGUCCGUGCACCAGGGGAGACGUGCUGGGCCAGGCCGCGCCGUGCGCCAGGCAGCGUGGGGCUGGGCCAGGCCCUGGCGCAGCUGCGGCGGUUCCCAGCCGGGUGGUGGCCCUGCAGCGCAAACACCACGUACCAGCCGGGCCGGGCGGCACUGCAGGGAGACGCUGCCCUGCCACCCAGCGCAGGAUGGUACCAGGUGCUGCCCACACCCACGGCCCUGACGCCCGAGUUCAGCCCACUGCGGGGUCUGGGCAGCGAAUCCAGACAGCGCACGGGCAGGGCCUGGUGCCCCUGACCCUGGAGUGCCUGCAGCCGGAUCGGGGCCUGGGUCUGGAUGCGGGGGGCCAGGGUCUCUGUGCCCCCCUGCACCCUCCCGCUGGGGCGUGUCCGAGACAAUAACGCAGCAAUGAUGUCACCGCACGACGCAAACAGGCCCCGGCCCUGGGUCAGCCUGACACGCACACGCGUGCACACGCGGGUGCCAGGAGCUGCAGGCAAACAGCCCCGCUCCCUAGUGCCCCUCACUGCUGCCCCCCCAAUCCCCCCCACAAGCCAGCCCUGAGCCCAGAUCCUGCCACCCCGCAGUGCCCAUCGCACCCCCUGCUCCCCACUAGCCCUCGCGCCCGGCCCGCAGCCCCCCGCGGUCCCGGAGCCGGGGGGCCUGGACCCGACGGCAGCCCUGCCGGCGCCCCCGACGCGGAGCGGCCGUGCCCGCGGCGCGUGCUGCGGGGGGCGCUGUGCGGCGCGGGGCCGCCGGGGGGCGCCGCUGGGCCGGUCCCGCCGCCCGGGCUCGGGCUCAGUCGCGCCGCAGCCGCCGCGGAGCCGGGAGCGCGAGCGGGUCCCGCUGCCGCCGCCGCCGCCGUCGGACGGGCCGGGCAUGGGCGGCGGGGCGCGGGCCAUGGAGCCGCGGCCGCCCAACGAGACGCUGCCGGAGUCGCUCUGCCGGCCCGGGAACCUGUCCGCCAACGGCACCGGCCUCGGCGCCGCCAACGCCAGCGCCUGCGACCCCUUCCGCCGCCCCCCGCGGCCGUCCCGAGAGCUGGAGGUGACGGUGCGGGUGCUGCUCUACGGGCUGAUCUUUGCGCUGAGCGUGCUGGGCAACGCGCUGGUGGUGGCGGUGCUGGCCCUGAACCGGCGCCUACGCACGGUCACCAACGCCUUCCUGCUGUCACUGGCGCUGAGUGACCUGCUGCUGGCGCUGUGCUGCAUGCCCUUCACCCUUAUCCCCAACCUCAUGGGCACCUUCGUCUUCGGCGACGUCGUCUGCAAGCUCAUGGCCUACCUCAUGGGCGUGUCCGUGAGCGUCUCCACCUUCAGCCUGGUGGCCAUCGCCCUGGAGCGCUACAGUGCCAUCUGCAACCCGCUGCAGUCGCGGGCCUGGCAGACACGCUCGCAUGCCGCCCGUGUCAUCGCCAGCACCUGGCUGCUCUCGGCCCUGCUCAUGCUGCCCUACGCCGUGUACAGCACCACGGUGCCGCUGGCCCGGCCCCCGCUCUAUCAGUGCAUCCACUCCUGGCCCAGCCAACACUUCAAUCAGGCCUGGUACCUGGUGCUGCUGCUGAUCCUGUUCUUCCUCCCCGGCGUGGUGAUGGCCGUGGCCUAUGGGCUCAUCUCGCGCGAACUCUACCGUGGCAUCCGCUUCGAGAUGGACGUGAAGAGGGAGGCUGGCGGUGGCCGGAGCGGCGGGGAGGCAGGCAGCGAGGAGGGCGACGGGUGCUACGUGCAGCUGAUGCGGGCGGGCGGUGCGCUGGAGCUGAGCAGUGCGGGGCCGGAGCGCGCGCGCAGCAGCCGGUCGGAGGCGCAGCUGGGGGCCAAGCGGCGUGUGAUCCGGAUGCUGGUGGUGAUCGUGGUGCUCUUCUUCCUGUGCUGGCUGCCCGUCUUCACCGCCAACACGUGGCGCGCCUUUGCCCCGACCGCCGCGCAGCGUGCCCUGGCCGGCGCCCCCAUCUCCUUCAUCCACCUGCUGUCCUACGCCUCGGCCUGCACCAACCCGCUCGUCUACUGCUUCAUGAACCGCCGCUUCCGCCAGGCCUUCCUGGCCACCUGCACCGGCACCUGUCCCUCCUCCCGCCGCGCCCGCCGGCCCCCCGCCGAUGACGAUGCCACCGCAACCGCCCCCUCCCUCUCCAAGGGCAGCUACACCACGGUCAGCAGCAUCGGGCCCCUCUGAGUGCACCCCCCCCGCCACUGCAGGAUGCCCCGGGUCCAGUCCAAAGAGCGUCGUGCCCCCCACCUGGGCCUGGCCUGGGGCUGGUGCUGGUGCCUUCUGCGCUGGCAUGGGGGUGGGGGGGCCGGGCCACGCUGGCUGAAGGGUUGUGGGCCCGGGGCCAGCCCCCCCCAGCCUGAGCUCCCAGGACCGGCCCUGCCCAGCUAGUGCCCUGGCAUCUUGCAUUAAUCUUGCCCCCCUCCCUGCCGCGCCGCCUCGUGAUGUGUCAUCCGCGCGCCUAUGCCGUCAGCAGAGCCCCCCACUCAAUAAAGCCUGGGACUUGG